Maylandia zebra (zebra mbuna) is the source of this 978-nucleotide messenger RNA. NCBI's taxonomy places the organism in Eukaryota, Metazoa, Chordata, Actinopteri, Cichliformes, Cichlidae. The record is from RefSeq and is a predicted model, not a curated record.
AUGCGGCUCUCGCGGGCACAACCACGGCAGCACCGCGGGGGAGCAGAGGGAAGCCCGGGGACCGCCGGAGAGCAGCUCCGAGAGGGCCUCGAGUAUGUGGAGAUCGCUGCUGUGCUGGAUGGAUGCUGUCGCCUAAAACUAGGAGAUGCACCAAACCCAGGUGUUCUCCUCCCUGCCGUAACGGGGCGCUGUGUCGACAGUUUAACAGAGUUCCCGGUCCACCUCAGACCCCUCCGGAUCCCACCACAACCAGCUCUGAGCCCCCAGAGAAGCACCAAACCUGCUGCCAGCUCACCUCCACCCGAACCUCCACCUGAACCUUCAGACCCGAACCCGACUUCUGCUCAGGCUGAUGGAGAGGAGGACACAAAGGUCCCUGACUCUGGUCCUGCCAAAGCUGUAGGCUUUGGAGGUCAAACUGAAGAGAAUGAUGGAGCUGACAGUGGAGGAGGUGUUUCCAAGCGGUUUCUGACUCGUGAGGAGAACCAAGCCUCCCCAAAAUAUCCCACUGUAAUCCGGUUCGAUCCAGAUCCAGAUGAAGGGCUGACAGCCUCCAAUCAGAGUUCUGAUUCUGGAUCUGAAGCAGAGGAGAGGAGACCAGGCACUUUCGAAAUGCCUCCACCCGAGUUUGAUCCAGGACAGGAUGAGGAGGAUCAGAAUGAGGGGAAGGAGAAAAAGAUGGCGGGAGCAAAAAAGCUGAGCCUGAGAGAGGUCCAGGCAGUGCUGCUGAGAAAGACUCUGUCACAGGGAGGAAGAGGUGACAAGAUGGCCGCCCUGCUGAUGAAGCACAUUGAGAGGGAGACGAAUAAAGUUCACAGUGCAACCUCCCCUUUUAAUGCUUCCUCAUCCUCCUCGCUGAAAACAAGUGUGAAGACGUUCCACACCCAGAAGGGGCAGUACAGCGUCCAUUUCAACACCCUGACAGAUAAGGACAGCGUUAAUGCGGUGUCAGAGUCCGGGCCUGAUCGCCGUGAUUAG